Molecule: messenger RNA, 5842 nt
Organism: Anopheles arabiensis
Lineage: Eukaryota; Metazoa; Arthropoda; Insecta; Diptera; Culicidae
Exons: 4
Coding region: 1833-4478 (881 amino acids)
Biological process (GO): antigen processing and presentation of peptide antigen via MHC class II; immune response; protein polyubiquitination
Cellular component (GO): lysosome; early endosome membrane; late endosome membrane
Molecular function (GO): zinc ion binding; MHC protein binding; ubiquitin protein ligase activity
Source: RefSeq, a predicted model, not a curated record
GGCGACGGGGUAAUUGGCGACGCGCAUUCUGCGUGCACAAUUUAACCAAAAUAAAGGGCACGAGAUUUGUGUGGUGUGCAUGCGUGUGUGUGUAUGCGAAGAGAGGAAGAGAGAGUAGUAUUGGUUGGGUGUACAGGGUUUGCAGGUCACCCCCUGCGAGGGCGAAUGUUUUGCCAGUGAAAAUGCGUAAAACACACCGAGUGUGUGCCGAAAUCCCACAUCACACAACACACAAACACACUCGGAUGCACAGGAACCAGAGAGAGAGCGAGAGGCAUCGUGACGUCGACCAUAUUGAAAGAUUUUCAUCCCCUCGGGGGGCGUUCGGUGCUGAAAACAACACCCCAGAGCAAGCCAUGAAAUUUGUAUUUGAAGCGCGCGGACGACAGUGCAAAAUGGAAAAUCGGCUCGCAGUGUGUGUGUGUGUUUGUGUGCUGUUGUGACGACGUUAAUUUGGUGUUAAUUUAACGCAUACCCAGCGAACGGGAGUGGCGAUCCUACCAACGGAGUGUGUGCGUAGCUGCCCUUACGAUUGCCCGAACGCGGUGAAAAUGCAUGUGUGAGGAGAUUGACAAGGCAGCAAUGUAAAAUCGAGCACACACAGUAAUCUAGAAGCUUGAAAAGAAUCUAACAUGUGUGUGUAUGUGUGUUUUGUGCUUAUCGAUUUUGGUCGAAGGUGCGUGUGCUGUGUUUGCCCGUGUGUGUCUGUUCCUUUCCAUCAAGCCAGGAAGGGGUGAAGGGAGAGGGCAUCACGUUUUUCGUCUGCGCACAUACAAACACGCACCGCCUACUGUGCAUGCGAAGCCUCUGUGUCCCGUGUGCGAAUGUAUGUGAAAGUACGGAACUGACAUUUUAGAGCGAGCGAGCGAGCGAGCGAGAGAGCUAGAGAGAGGAGAAAGCAAACAAAAACAAUAGGGCCGCGCUGUCGCUGCAAAAACCAAAACACAACACAACAGCACUUUUUCGCACCAAACAGACCAAUUUCACUGUUCCUUUGGAUGUGUGUGUGUGUGUGUGUGUGUGGUUCCCUUUUUUUGUGGGUUUUCCUGAUCGUGAGAAUCUCGGUUCGGGGGGAUGUGGUCACCCCACCGGGUGUUUUAUGUAAUACACAGAUUCUGCCCGCAAUCACAACCGCGCCCCACAAAAGAACGCCCCGAAACGUCCCUUAAUUGUGUUAAUUAAGUCCCGCUCUCUUGCACAUCCCACCCUGCGAGUGUGAACCUCAAAUCCCCUCCUCUUGAAUGUAGUGUUUCCCAACAAUUUCCUUUCCAGCCGUGUUUCUGACAGCAGCUUUAGAGCGUUUCGCGAAAAUACGGCACCAGCAGCAGAACAGCACACGAGCCAAGCAGGCGGCGGCAGUAGGCGAGAUGCUGUGAGAUGGCGCUAGGAUAGUUUCACACGUUGUGUGCGUGCGUGCCAAUGUGUGUAUGUACAGUAAUGGAGGUGUUCUAAAAAUAUAAGGCAAACAGUUUUGUCUGAUUUCGGUGUCGUGAGUGCGUGCGUGCAAGAAAGAGAGAGACACCCUCAAAGAGGGAUAGUAUCUCGAGUGAAGAAAAUCGAUCUAUCACCACGCAACGACCCUGGGCGUUGUUUGUUGCCCAUUUGCCAUUGAUAAUUAGUGGUGGUGGUGGUGAAGGUGGCGGUGAUGGUCAGUAGCGGCGUUUGAAGGGCAUUCGAAGGUACUGGUGGAGACUGCCCUUCUGGAAAGGAGCAACCGAUUGCAACGGUCGCAGUAGAUCGGCGCGAUCAAACACACCUUCCUCCUGUCGCCGAGUGGUGAAGAAGCAAAAUUACCUCAACCCUUAGUAGCAAAAGCAACAACCACGAACAAGAUGUCGAUAUCGAACGGGAAAACCUCUUCCGACAUCGAGAAUGUAGACUGGAACUCGUCCGGGAUGUUGACCCACACCAGGUACGGUUCCACCAGCAGUCAGGUGUCGCAAAGCAGCGGCGACAUUUGCCGCAUCUGUCACUGCGAGUCCGACACACACAACCCGCUGCUGACGCCCUGCUACUGCUCCGGAAGUCUAAAGUUCGUGCACCAGACCUGUCUGCAGCAGUGGCUGACGGCGUCGGAAACGAAUUCCUGCGAGCUGUGCAAGUUCCCGUUCAUCAUGCACACGAAAAUCAAACCAUUCAACGAGUGGCGCAGCCUGGAUAUGUCCGGCGUGGAACGGCGCCGGCUGUGCUGUGCCGUGCUGUUCCACUGUGCCGCCGGUCUGUGCGUCAUCUGGUCGCUCUGCGUGCUGAUCGAGCGGGCGGCGGAAGAGGUACGGCGCGGACAGAUCGGGUGGCCGUUCUGGACGAAGCUGAUCGUGGUGACGGUGGGGCUUACCGGGGGCGUCGUCUUCAUGUACAUCCAGUGCAAGCAGUACUUGAACCUGUGCAACCGUUGGCGUGCAAGAAAUCGCAUUUUGCUCAUACAGAAUGUGCCGGAAAAGGUUCACCCGCCCCAGUCGCCCCAGAUGCCCCAGUUUCGGCGCGUCCAGACGGCAGCAACCUCGGGCCAACCGCUCGGCGGCGGCGGCGGCACGAUGGGCAUCAAUGCGGUGAACAAUGCGGUGACGGCGUCGGUGGCAGCGGCAGCAGCGGCCGCGGCCGCCGCCCGCCAGUCGUCGUACGAUCAUCCGCUCGGUGCGGCCACGGUCAACGUCAGCCUGGGGGGCGGUGGACCGUCAACCGUCGGCGGAGGCAAUCACUGCGAGCUGCAGCUGAACCAGCAGGGUCAGAUCAUUGCGGCCAACAUCGAGAGCAACUCGAUCGGGGGGUACGAUCGCGACUGGACGCUGGACGACAUCAGCCAGGUGUCGUUCAAGCCGUGCCUGCAGGGCAGCGGCAGCCUGACGCCGAUGCCAUUUCACGACUCGGUGCACAACAUCUGCGAAACGACGACGGGCAGCGGAAGUGGCAUCAUGGUGAUGAGUGCUACCUCGACGACGGCUGGCGGCGGUGGUGGUGGUGGCACUGCCACAUCCUCCUCCACCAUCACCACGAACGGUAACGGCAGCACGCAUCGGUAUUCCACCGUGUCGAGCUCGUCGAAUCCGGGUGGGGCGGAACAGAACACGAACAGCGUCGGUAAAUCGAUCACUGGCGGUGGUGGUGGUCCCGAGCUAUCCCUGCUGACAAAGCUCAACAAUGGAGCGGCCGAGCGGAGUAGAAGCAACUCCCCGAACGUAGUGCCCCGUCCCGAGGCCGGCCCGGCGCCCGGUGCGAUGGGCCGGUACGUGAAUUCGGCCAUAUUCCUCGAAAACCGUGAUAUUUUAAACGAUCCCGCGCUGGGACCGACGGGCCAUGACGAGCCGCCGGCGAGCAAGCUGUACCACCGACACUCGACCGUACUGAGUGGAGGUGGGGCAGCAGCACCGCCACCAGUCGGCAUGGCUGCUGGUUUUGGCCGGGAGGAGGCGCUGGCCACCCAAUCGGUAGCUACCGAACCGAGCAAAUCGUACCGCCGCUACUCGGACACAAAGUUGCUGCAGAAGCAAUCGCUCAGCUUCCCGCAGGAACCGCUCGCGCUGUGCGAGAUCGGCACGCACACCAAAGACCAGCUGCUGCUCAAUCCCAAAAGCAUCAUCUACGACAUGACGAGCCUGCUCGGUCCGGCCGUCGACCUUAAGGACCCGCACCCGAUCAAUGCGGGCGGUUCGUCGUCCGAUCGGGCGCUACUGACCGGCGAUGGGGCGGCAGGCAGCAGCAACGGUCGCCAUCACCACAACCACCAUCACCACAGCCACCAUCACCAUCAUCCGCAUCAUCACCAUCGGCACCAUCACGGGGCGUACCAUCAUCAUCCGCUUGCGGGGCCGGUCGAUGGCGGCCGGCCGGUGGGCGCCGACGAUUCCAUCCAGCAGAAUGCGCUCCAAACGACCGACAUCCAGUUCGAAAGCGGCGCCCCGCUGGACGACGAUGCGCUCGAGAUGAACAUACAGGAAAUACUCGAGUACGAUCAGCUCCAGCAGCAGCAGCAGCAGCAACAUUAUUACGCACCGGACAAACACUCUCCUCGUGCGCUGGUGGAGCAGCGAUUAUCGCUCGAGAACAUCCUGCAGUCGUCGUACCACGACGAUCCAGGCGCGGUACCGGUCCGCCCGUACUACGACCACCACGGCCAUUCGAUGCUGUCGCUUAGUCUCGCCAGCAAAACGCCACCUCCUCAUCCUCCUUCCACGCUCCUCAGCGGUGCGGCGGGCGUCGGUGGUAGCCACGUGGUGGCGCCGCCGCAGAUCGUACCGCCGACACUGUCCACCGACUAUCCGUACCCGCGCUCGACGAUGGCCGGUACCGUCGUCGUGGCGGAAAGUCCCUAUCAGCAGCAGCAGCAGCAGCAACAGAUGCAUCCCCAGCUGCAGCAGCAACGCUCACACUGCUGUGGUGAAACGGUGGACGCGUCACGUUUCGCCAGCGACAGCAACAAGCUGAAGCUGUUCAAAUCCUUGCCCAAUUUGAGCGCGAGCAGUGAAAAUCUACUCCCGUAGGGGCAAAAGCGUUGCGCGGGGAGCAAAUCAAUUACUUCAAGCAUGAGGCUGACCACCAACCAACAGGACGCUGCGGUGUAGUAGUAGUAGUAGUAGCUGUGGGUUUAGUGUGUAGGAAAAAUGAAGGCAACGGGGGUAAGGGAAGAAACGUAAAAUAUUUGUGAUUGUUCGCUAGAGGUAAACCAAGCGCUGUAGAUGAUAUUUUAGCAGGGUUUUAAGCAUUAGUAAGUGAUCGGGAUGUGUGUGAGUGAGUGUGUGUAUGAGUGAAAGGAUGUGUGGAUUUAUAGACUUGAAAAAACGAACCCUUAGGAAAGAAACAGGAAGUUGCGAUCGGAAGCAGGAGGAGCGUUUGUGAGCGAAUAGUGUGUAUGUAUGUGUGCGUGCGUGCGUGUGAAUUCUAGUGAUAGGAAAACCGGCGCCAAUUUCUCAACUUUCCCUGUUCUUCUUGUAACCCCUCUCUGUCUCUCUCUCUAUCUAUAGUAGUCACGUUUUAACCGACCGAACUUCCGACCGAAAGGUCAAUCUUAACUAGCAGCAAACAAACAAUGCGCACUCCCUUCGACAUAUUUUAAACUUUCCCUCCGUUUGGGACUGUUGGGACUGAUGGGACUGAUAGGUAUGGCCAUCGGGAAUGCUGGCAGGCACUGGCUGGCUGUGGCUGGCUUCCACCCUGGUUGGAUGUGUGCUGUUGGAUUGUGUAGAUAAAGUUAAACAAAACCACUACUAGCAUUAUUAGAUGGAACAAAAAAACCAAUCAAGUCAGUCGUAAAUCUCUCUCUCCUUCUCUUACUGUGUCUCAAUUUCAAUUCAAACACAACAGCGCAGCGCAGAGAGAAGAUUUGUAGGGAAUUCUUGUGCCACGCGGGGGUCGUCCACGCGGGAGCAGGGGAAAUGAAAAUUGUGAAUCGAAUUUUAGCGAAUUAACGUGUAGAAGCAGCAGCCAGUGUGUAGUCGCACGCACUCACACUGAUCGGUGUGUCGUUGUAUGAUGAGAAAAAGCCGGAUUAAAAGAGGAAGGUAUCGAUCGGCACACACACGCGCGCACAAGCAGCAAGGCGGAGAAGCUUUGCUCCAAUUCUUCUCCCUCCGCCCUGCCUGUUAUGUUGUGUCGGUCGGUAGUGAUAGAAGCGCAAGGGACGUAAGCAAAGAAGCUUAGAAUUUUAGACCCAUCGGAAUUUUUUUUAAACUGAAAUUCCCUUGUUUGUAUAGCGUAAUGCUGCGACAUACACACACACACGGCAUAUGCAUUGUGGUGUACAUUUGAUUCUUAGUGAUAACACUGACUCAAUGACUAACUGAGCAAAUAUGUUACUGUUUCAUUUUACUAUUUAAAGUGUCCAAUACAAUUCGAAAAGCAAAACUGG